UUCAAAAAAAUCUUCUCUAUUCACUUUCCAUUCCACAACUACCUAGGGAUUGAACAAGACAAACGCAAACAAAUAUGUCACAGAAAACAGUUGAAGACAGCGUGUAUGAUGUUGUCGGAGAAAUAUUGAAAGGAGAGGCAAUUGAAGAGGCAUUCUGUUCUGUCAUCUUGCAUACUAAAGAAUCAGAAACAUGGAAAAAAGAUUUCUGUACUGGAAAGCUGAAGAAUCUCCUCCUCACUACACCCCAGGAUUCCUUGGACUUAGCCUUGCGAACCUAUGUUGGAAUCAUGUACGAUCAAAGCAAUGCCAGUCGUGUCAAUCUUAUGGCCAGCUUAUUAGAGUCCAUGGUUGAAAACAAUAUCAUACCUGCCAGACCAGUGUGUGAGGCAAUACUAAACCAGGACCGACUUCACUAUGAGGUCCCUCACAUGUGGACAAAGACAUUUCAACUCCUCAAGAAAAUCAUUGGUGGUGUGGAAUAUAAAGGCUGCAGAGAUCUACUGAGGUCAAUAAUGGAAAAGAUCCAGAUUAUACCGGAGGUUGGGAACAUAUCUCUUACACCUAAGAUAGACGUGGUUGUCAAUGUUAUUAACUAUAUUCUGGACAGAAAUGUGUGUCUUUUGCCAGCCUAUCUGGCUGUGAAUGAGAUCACCAAAGUUUGCCCCGAAGAUAAAGUUUGGCCUCACUGGAAGCUUGGAAAGCUAUUGUCUGACUUUGUGGACAGUUUUAGGCCAGCAGCACAGAUGGUCACAGUGUCAGGUCGAGCCCAGCUCUUGCCUAUAGUUGGUCACUCACUGUCUACAGGAAAUGUAUGGAGAUUGAACUCCACCAGUCUUAGAUUCCCCCUAAAUGGGCCCCUUCCUUAUGAUAAGGCAUUAUCUGAAGCCCAGACUGGACUGUUGAGAUAUGUAUUAGAACAGCCCUACUCCCGCGACAUGGUGGGCAGUAUGCUUGGCCUGAAUAAACAGGUCAAGCAAAGAUGUGAAGUGCUGGAAGAACAACUAGUUGAUCUGGUUGUCAUGGCGAUGGAGAGGUCAGAAAAUGAUGAUGUAGCUAACGAUGAAUGUCUCAGUCAGUUACUAUGGCAACAUCUGUCUAGCCAAGUGAUCUACUUUGUACUUUUCCAGUUUGCAAGUUUCCCUCAUAUGGUUAUGUCUCUUUACGACAAGCUGAAAGGCCGUAACCUGAACAAGGGACGAGAUCACUUGAUGUGGGUCUUACUGCAGUUCAUAUCUGGGAGUAUACAAAAAAAUCCUUUGACAGACUUCCUGCCAGUGAUGAAGCUGUAUGACCUGUUGUACUCUGACACUUCCAUUAUCCCUAUGCCGGACACAAACAAGGCCUCAUCUACACAUGCCCUGUCCAGUACAUGUAUAUGGAUACACCUUAACAAAAAGGCACAGACAGACAAGGUCCAACUUCCCCGACCCAUGCCAAAUGCCCUUCAGGAUCAUCUGGAAUACCUGAAACAGUGUGUCAACAACAAAAACAUGUCGCUGAAUGACUACAAAAUAGCUUUGUUAUGCAAUGCUUACAGCACAAACAAUGAAUACUUUAAUCUCCCCAUGGGAAAACUAGUGGAGAGUAUCUAUGGAGACAGUAAACAUACAACCUUGUUGCCUGGCAACAUUGUAGCAUCAGCACCCACACAACCAUUACCCAUGAGUCUUCUGGACUCCUUAACGGUUCAUGCCAAAAUGAGCCUUAUCCACAGUAUUGUUCACCGAGUUAUCCGUCAGGCAAAGACCAAGUCAACAAUCGCCCCAGCUCCAGCUCUAGUAGAGACCUACAGCAGACUUCUUGUCUACAUGGAGAUUGAAUCUCUCGGCAUCAAAGGCUUUAUCAGCCAGCUUUUACCAACAGUGUUCACCAGCCAUGCCUGGGGAAUCCUCCACACGCUGUUGGAGAUGUUCAGCUACAGACUUCAUCACACACAACCUCAUUAUAGAGUCCAACUCCUUGGUCACUUGCAUACAUUAUACUCAUUUCAACAGACCAAUCAAAACCAAUUACAGCUAUGUGUGGAAAGUACAGCCCUGAGGUUGAUCACAGGUCUAGGAAGUGCUGAAGUCCAACCUCAGUUGUCACGGUUACUCAAUGAACCAAACCGACCAGGAUUCCUGUCCGGAGACUCUGAGGAGUUGAACCGUGCCUUAGUCCUCACUCUAGCCAGGUCAAUGCACAUCACAGGUGUGGAGACUUUUUCAUCAAACUGGUUCCGAGAGAUCCUAACCCAGAUCAUGCAGAGCACACCACACAGCUGGACCCCAAACACACUGGCCUGUUUUCCGCCAAGUCUUGCCGAGUUCUACCAACAAAACCCAAUUGCACGUGAAGACAAGGCCCAGCUGAAGCACAGAGUUGACACUGAGUACAAAAAGUGGAAAAGUAUGGCCAAUGAAAGUGAUAUAAUCGCCCACUUUUCUAUGCAGGGAACUCCGCCUCUCUUUUUAUGUAUUAUUUGGAAAAACAUGCUGGAUGAGAGUCGAGUACCUCCAAUAGCAUACAAAGUACUCGACCGAUUGGGACCACGAGCUUUGUCAUCCCAUCUUCGUACCUUUGCUGAUUUCAUGGUAUAUGAACUGAACCUGAGUGGAGUGAGUGGACAAAAUGUGAACAAGUUCAUUGAGACCCUCAGUGACAUGGUGUGGAGGUACAACAUUGUAACCAUCGACCGACUUGUCUUGUGUGUUGCUUUGAGGAACUUUGAUGAGAAUGAAGCUCGUUUAUGCUACCUGAUCAUACACAUGUUACUGCUGAAACCAGCAGAAUUCAAAACACGAAUUCAUGACUUUGUCAGAGAGAAUUCCCCAGAACACUGGCUACAAAGCGACUGGCAUGACAAACACAUGGCUUUCCAUCGGAAACAUCCAGAGAAGUUUUACUACGAGGGGAUACAGGACCUGAACAGUCCUAUUCAGCAUCAGUAUCUCCCUGUCUAUUUUGGAAAUGUCUGUCUCCGUUUUAUACCUGUACUGGAUAUCCUCAUACACAGAAUAAUAGAACAGCCCACACUUCAGAACUUACUGGAAAAAAUCCUGGAAAAUUUGGGAAUCCUGUACAAGUUCCAUGACCAUCCGAUAACUUACCUGUAUAACACCUUACACUACUAUCAGAGAAAUCUCAUCAACAGACCGCCUUUAAAACGCAAGCUAGUCCAGUCUAUCAUGAAUGCCCACAAGGAUAUUCGUCCUAACAACUGGUUCCUGUCUGAAGACUACCAGCGCUUCAUACAGGAGGACAACCUCGAGUGGAAUCCAGACCUGGACUAUUAUGUCCGUCUCAUUGGGAGACUUGUGGACACAAUCAACAACAAGACACCAUCCCCGUUCCCAAACUGUGACUGGCGUUUCAAUGAGUUCCCUAGUCCUGCGGCUCAUGCUCUUUAUGUCACUUGUGUGGAACUGAUGUCACUUCCUGUGCAUGGCAACAUUGUUGGUCGUGCCUUACUUGAUGUUGUCCUCAAAAACUGUACGCAGCUGAUGAGGUCACAGGUCGUGUCAUGGAUGAAUGCUGUUGGGCUGGUACUGACAGCACUUCCGGACACCUACUGGUCGUCACUUAAUGGCAAGAUAGAGGAAGUAGUACGCAGCAUCCAGCCAAAUGUGCAGCCUUUCCAGCUUUUCAACUUUAGUGGCAGCCAGUCAGUGUUUGCCGAACAGCACUGUAGCUAUGUGCUGGCACUUACACAUGCUAUUUGGCAUCAUGCUGGCAUAGGUCAGCUCUCUCAGCUACCACAGUUUCUCCGCGAGACGUUGAAGCCUGUGAUUAUAAAUGAACAGCAGUUCCUGUACUUGUGUCACUUGGUGGGUCCAUUUCUCCAGCGCCUGCACUCAGAGCGAACUCGCUGUCUGAUGGAGCUCGUGGUGGAGCUGUAUGAGAUUCUGGUGAGUGUGGACAAGAAUUGUGAACAUCUCCAUUACAUGGAUCCAAUCACAGACUUUCUAUAUCACAUCAAGUACAUGUUUGUUGGAGAUGGUGUGAAGAAUGAUGUGGAAAAACUUAUCAGGAAUCUUCGUCAACCACUACAGGUUCGCCUGCGAUUCAUUUCUCACAUAAAUAUAGAGGAGGCCAUGACUCCCCUUGCCCAACCAAUGUCUGCAUAGGAAUGAUUUCAUCGUUAUUACUGUAGUGGUAGUGAUGUUUAGCCAGCCAAGCCGGUGGUGCAGACUAGUGAAUUAACAGUAACUAUUGUGGAAUCAAGUCCUUAUGCCAGAAACAAUAUCAUGUUAGAGAAGUUAUUUGUAAUUAAAGACACUUGAUUUGUGUUAAGAAGAGGUCAUGAACUUCAGUUAAAUAUACAUGUAGUUUCUACAGUUGUAUGUAUGUCAGAUGGGAUUGCAUUAUGAUUUUGCAGGCCCUGGUGGUAAAGGAAAGGAGGAAAUCAAAUUUAAGAAACAAGAAAUAAAUUGUCAUGAUAUAUUGUAUGCAGGUCAAAGUUCCCAUCAUGUUUUUGCUGCUGAACAUAUGGUUGUUUUGUAUAUGCAGGUCAUUUUUCUAUGUAUAGUGAGUGAGUUUUAAGUGAAAAUGAGUCUCGGUAAAUAUAUUAUUGUCAUUCAAAGGAAUUUCUUGUCCAUCUUUUAAUGUAUACAUAUUAAAUAGAUUGAACAGCUGGCAUUUUUUAGGAGGUAAGAUGAUGCAUUGAUGGUGCUAAAAUAUCAUAUUUUACAGUGUUUGCUCUCAUAGCACGUACAUGGACAAUAUUUUCAGGGGGAUGAUCAAAGAUGUUUAUAAGGAUGGAAGAAUUGCGAUUGUUUUUGUUGACACGGGCUGAGCUUGUUUCUUUUGUUUCUUUGAUAAUGAAUUUAUUUAUAAAAUGAUUCAGUCAAUUUUACUUUUGGAUGCUGAUAGUGUUUUUGUGUUUGUUGAAAUCAGUGGAAAAGUCUGAUCGAGGUUAAUGCUAGAAAGAACACUAACCAACAAAUAUGUAGCAAUUUCAAAGUUGUAUAUUGAAAUUAGAUUGUUUACUGACACAGAACAAGAUUUGGUCUGUUUUGACAUCUUUAGAGGUAGUUUAGGUUCCAGGAUCCUAAAACACCAAACAGAAAGUAGUAUUGAAUUCUCAUGGGAAUCAUAUGUUUGUCACUGAUAUACCAUAAUAUUCUAGUAUGUAAUCAUUUUGAAACAUGAUUAAUCCUCAUAGUGCUAACUUCUCUUAGUAAAUCAUAACAAUUUUUAAAAGGAUUUAAUCUCAUCUAAGGGGACAAAAUGACCAAUUUUUUUUACUUAAACUCCAUUUUGUCUAUGGACAUUUUUUUUCUUUUUUGUUUUUGUUUUGAAGUUCACAUCUGUAUUCAAAAUCACUUUGAACAUUUACUAAGGCUACUUCAUUUGACAUUUUUUAUACAAAAAGUGUAUGUAAUGCAUGAAAUGUAACCUUGUUGACCUCUAAUUUUUCAUUUGAUGUAAUGUCACAAUCAGAUUUUAUCAUGGAUACUACCAUGUAAAUCACAGACUAGUGAUUUUUAUGUUGUACCUUGUACAUACAGUAUUGGUGUACCGUCAUACAUGCUGGAACAUGUCAACAAUGGAUAUAUCUAUCACAUUGUAAUUAUCAUACAUUGUAUACAUGCUUUGCUGUAGUCUGUGCUGCUUAUACAAAGUCACUGAACUUUUAAGUUUGGUGUGAUGUUGUAUGGUAUUAAAUAAAACUUUGUGAAACCGACAA
Molecule: messenger RNA, 5668 nt
Organism: Ylistrum balloti
Lineage: Eukaryota; Metazoa; Mollusca; Bivalvia; Pectinida; Pectinidae
Product: mediator of RNA polymerase II transcription subunit 23-like
Exons: 34
Coding region: 75-4106 (1343 amino acids)
Biological process (GO): positive regulation of gene expression; regulation of transcription by RNA polymerase II
Cellular component (GO): mediator complex; transcription regulator complex
Source: RefSeq, a predicted model, not a curated record